Messenger RNA from Alosa sapidissima (American shad), 3855 nucleotides. It is a transcript of the gene myb, whose product is annotated as v-myb avian myeloblastosis viral oncogene homolog. Gene Ontology annotation, cellular component: nucleus. The transcript has 15 exons. Lineage: Eukaryota; Metazoa; Chordata; Actinopteri; Clupeiformes; Clupeidae. The record is from RefSeq and is a predicted model, not a curated record. Gene Ontology annotation, molecular function: RNA polymerase II cis-regulatory region sequence-specific DNA binding; DNA-binding transcription factor activity, RNA polymerase II-specific. The coding region runs from base 278 to 1894 and encodes 538 amino acids. Gene Ontology annotation, biological process: regulation of DNA-templated transcription.
AAAUGUCAACCUUGUUCCUCCUCGCGAGCAUAACUUCACUCGUACGCGCACACGCACACACACGCAGAGGAGCACGGCGACUUCCAGCGCACCUCGCUCCAACAGCGCAACUACAUGAUGACGAGACGGCCAAGACACAGUGUUUUACAGCAGUGAGGAGGAAGAUGAGGAGGUGGAAACGUACGACCAUGACUACGACGGCUCACUGGCCAAGGGAGCCAAGCGCCACCUGGGCAAGACACGCUGGACCCGGGAAGAGGAUGAGAAGCUAAAAAAAAUGGUGGAACUCAAUGGCACUGAAGACUGGAAAGUGAUCGCCAGCUUUCUUCCAAACCGCACUGAUGUUCAGUGUCAACAUCGCUGGCAGAAGGUUCUAAACCCAGAACUGAUCAAAGGGCCCUGGACCAAAGAAGAGGACCAAAGGGUGAUUGAGCUGGUCCAGAAGUACGGGCCCAAGCGCUGGUCAGUGAUAGCCAAGCACCUGAAGGGGCGCAUCGGGAAGCAGUGUCGUGAGCGCUGGCACAACCACCUCAACCCUGAGGUCAAGAAGACCUCCUGGACCGAGGAGGAGGACCGCAUCAUUUACCAGGCCCACGAGAAGCUGGGCAACCGCUGGGCUGAGAUUGCCAAACUGCUACCCGGCAGGACUGAUAAUGCCAUAAAGAAUCACUGGAACUCCACCAUGAGGCGUAAGGUGGAGCAGGAGGGCUAUUUGCAGCACGGCGUUAAAGUGGGCCCCUGCUCCCUCUCGGCCAGCUACCCCAAGCCAACACACCUCAUGGCCUUCGCACACACACACACACACACACACACACACUCGCCAGCCAGCGCACACCUCUCAGCGCCCUCGCCCAUGAGCCCGGAUUACUCGUACUACGUCUCCGAAUCACCGCGGGUGCCGUUGCCGUUGCUGAGCAUUCUGAACAUCCCCCAGCAUGGCACAGCUGCUAUCCAGAGACACUAUAACGAGGAGGACCCGGAGAAGGAGAAGAGAGUGAAGGAGAUUGAGAUGCUUCUUAUGUCAACAGAGAAUGAAUUAAAAGGUCAACAAGGUCUACCAAUGCCCAAUUUUGGGUGGAGUCGCAGCUCCUUGAUUGACGGCUCCCUGGGCGUGUCCGUCCCAGCCCCUCACCUUGACCAUAGCUGUCUCCCUGAGGAGAGUGCGUCCAGCUCUGUCUCCCACGGCAAUGACAACCUGCCUGGGUUCAUCGAGGAGAUGGACUCGUUCUUUACGGCGUCUGGGAGAGCGGAGAGUUCUGACGGCGACAUGACACCCCCAGGCCUCUGUUCCCAGAAGGCUUUGCUGGCCACGCCACUGCACCGCGAACACGCCCUCUCUGGCCAAAAGGAAAACGACAUGUUCCGGACUCCUGACCUCAGACGCUCCAUAAUGGAGUCCUCUCCUCGAACUCCCACCCCCCUGCACAACGCCAAAUACACACUCACACAACUCAAGAUGAGCCACAGCCCUCCGUUGGAGGAGGAAACGCUGGACCGCAUCAAGCAGGAGCCCAUAGAGAGCGAGGUCACUCCUGGGGGGCCCCAGCAUGAUCUGCCCCCCCUCAAGAAGAUCAAACAGGAGAUUGAGUCUGUCUGUGGGACUCCGUGUAUGCAGUGGGAGGGACCUGAGCUGAAUGCCCAACUCUUCCCCCAUAGUGGCUCAGCCCACAAUACACCUGACCUGUUGACCAGCUCUGUGCUGAUGCUUCCCGGUGCAGGGAAGACUGAAGACGGACACAAGGCCUUUCACCUGCCCUGCAAGAACAUGGGCAACCCCCUGCAGUUGAGCGUGUGGGAACAGGUGGUGUCUGGGAAGGUGGAGGACCAACUCCUGUCCUCGGAGCACACACACAUACACCUCAGCUCCUUCAGCACACGCACGCUGGUAAUGUAGGCCUGUUCUGUAGAGGCGGUGAAAGAUAGAUGAAUAGAUAGAUAGAUAGAUAGAUAGAUAGAUAGAUAGGGGGAGAGAGGGAGAGAGAGAGAGAGACUGGGGAGAGGGGCAGGUUGAAGGACAUUACAACACCCUUUGACAACAAAGCCAGUGAACUAGAGAAACACUCCAAUUGGAAAAAUUCUGUUAAUAAGACUCUAUUCUGUUCAGUACAAAUUUGGGAGAGGCCUUCACGUAUGGCUCAGAUCUGUAUACACUUGUUGGACAACCAACCAAAGACGUUUGUUAUUCUGUUUGUGCGUUUAUUCCUUGUCACUUGUUUUUAAGUUGUGGUAAUUGAGUUUGUUUCUGUUUGUUUUUUUAUUAUUGUAUUUUGUAUUAUAUUUGGGGACAAAUACUUCUAAAGGCGAGCUCUGACUAUGUGAAUAUUAAUAUAAAGAUCAAUCAUAGUAAUUUAUUAUUUUGUAAAGACACAAAUGGGAAAAUAGAGGAGAGUCUAUGGAGAGUCUCGUCAGCAGCGUUUGACUCCAGUAUUCUGCUGCAGGCUUCCUAGACAGUCACUCCUACACAUACAAGUGUGUGUGUGUGUGUGUGUGUGUGUGUGUGUGUGUGUGUGUGUGUGUGUGUGUGUGUGUAAGUGUGUGUGUAAGUGUGUGUGUGUGUGUGUUUGCGUGAAUUCUCACCAGUGUGUAUGUGUGGAGUAUGUGUCCUUUAAGCAUUAUCAUGAUUUCUUUUUUAUUUCUUUUUUACCUCCAAAAAAAUCUGGUAAUUUUUUUAAUCCUCUGCAGUUUGCUACGUGAGCAUUGAACCUAUGUAUUUUCAAAAGUCCAGCUCCCAGGUGUGUCACUCGUCUGGCACACCCUUAAAAGCAUUCAGAUGCAUUUCCAGACACGUACAGUACCGUGGCUGUUGUCAUUUCAGACUGACCCGAUGUGAGUUUACCGUGCAUCGCGUCGCACCUCCAAAUGGCCUUCAGGUGCUUGUUAUAGGUUUACAUCAACUCUGUGAGUGGGGACCACAGAUCUCAUGGCUGCCAUAGGAAGGCCUUCCGUGGGGGUCCUGCUUGUGUCCAACUGAUCCUCCAUAUUGUCUAUGAGUGACUUAGGUAUCUUAUUGUUUAAUGUAAAAAAAACAUAGAUAAACAUAGACUGUUUUUUUACUUGUUUACUUUUGUAUAUGCAAACAACAGAUUUAAAGUGUCAUUUCCCCCCACCCAAUGUCCUGAUAUUGACAAUCAAAGUGUUGAAUUAAGUACAUAUGUUUUAUACUUCAACACCGUAGCACUGAAGCCUUAAUAUUACUAUUGUUGGUUUGUCCAGUGGGAUUUAGCCAAUCCUGUAAAAGUGUUAAUAUUUCCAAAAGUAGUUGACAAAAAUACAAGCUAGAUUGUGGUAUUAUUUGUUUGGUUUACCCUGUGAACAUUUGUUUCACUGAACAAAACCAUGGCGUGUUAUGUUUGCCAUGGUUGACUAGGCUCUGAGGGGCUCGUCUGCAAAGCACAUUCCCAAGCAAUAAGAGAGAACUGAGGGAACCAAACCACUGCACUUGAACUGAAAAACAAUCAUUUCUGUACUUCUGUUUGGUGUUGCAUUUGUGACAAAGGUUUCAAAACUCCUCAUUACUUUUGUGGUAUUUCAAAAAGAACACUUAAAAAAAAACAUAACAAAAAUGACUGCUUUGUUGUAUUUUAUUUUUUAUUUUUUGAAAAAAUCAAUCCACUGGUAUUUUGAAUCUUUUGAAUCAAUCCAUUGGCAUUUUGAACUGCUGUUUUAUACUACUGCUCUAGACCAACAUAAACACUUUUUUUGAAAAAUGUAUGUUGUAAGCGCUGCCUUUUAUAUCGACUACGGUCCAGCUAGUGUUUUAUACAAGCCUUAAAACCAAGUUUUCUUACAAAUCUUUUUAUACAAGUAAUUUCUAUUGUAAACUGCCUUAUAAAUAAAAGUGUGUUUUUUUUCAAA